CUGAGCACCAUCAUGGAAGAAUCAUCGGGCCUCAUCACUGUCUUCCUUUUGGGAUAUCUACUCAAUGCUCAAUGUGCAGUUUUCCUUGAUCGUGAAAAUGCUACCAAAAUUCUUAUCCGUCCAAAAAGAUAUAAUUCAGGGAAGCUGGAAGAGUUUGUUCAAGGAAAUCUUGAGAGAGAGUGCAUAGAAGAAAGGUGUAGUUUUGAAGAAGCACGAGAAGCUUUUGAAAACACUGAAAAAACUACUGAAUUUUGGAAGCAGUAUGUUGAUGGAGAUCAAUGUGAGUCAAAUCCUUGUUUAAAUGGUGGAAAAUGCAAGGAUGAUAUUAAUUCCUAUGAAUGUUGGUGCCAAGUUGGAUUUGAAGGAAGGAACUGUGAAUUAGAUGCAACAUGUAACAUUAAAAAUGGCAGGUGCAAGCAGUUUUGUCAAAUGGGUGCUGAUAACAAGGUACUUUGUUCCUGUACUGAGGGAUACCAACUUGCAGAAGACCAGAAGUCCUGUGAACCAGCAGUUCCAUUUCCAUGUGGAAGAGUUUCUGUUUCCUCCAGUUCUAAGAAGCUCACCCGUGCAGAGACUGUCUUUUUUGAUAUGGGCUAUGAAAAUUCUACUGAAGCUGAAUUCAUCCUGGAUGACCUCACUAACAGCACCUUUCUGGAUAACGUCACUGAAAAUAGUGAAUCAUUUAAUGACUUCACUCGAAUUGUUGGUGGAGAAAACGCCAAACCAGGUCAAAUCCCUUGGCAGGUCAUCUUAAAUGGUGAAGUUGAGGCAUUCUGUGGAGGUGCCAUCAUUAAUGAAAAAUGGGUUGUAACUGCUGCCCACUGUCUUAAACCUGGUGAUAAAAUUGAGGUUGUUGCAGGUGAAUAUAACAUUGAUGAAAAGGAAGACACAGAGCAAAGGCGAAAUGUGAUUCAAACUAUCCCUCAUCACCACUACAAUGCAUCUAUUAAUAAGUACAGUUUAAUACUAAACAGCUAUGUAACACCUAUCUGUGUUGCCAAUAGGGAAUAUACAAACAUCUUCCUCAAGUUUGGUUCUGGCUAUGUAAGUGGCUGGGGAAAAGUCUUCAACAAAGGGAGACAGGCUUCCAUUCUUCAGUACCUCAGAGUUCCACUGGUUGACCGAGCCACAUGCCUUCGGUCCACAACAUUCACCAUCUAUAACAACAUGUUCUGUGCUGGUUACAGGGAAGGAGGCAAAGAUUCUUGUGAAGGAGAUAGCGGGGGACCCCAUGUUACUGAAGUAGAAGGGACCAGUUUCUUAACUGGCAUUAUUAGCUGGGGUGAAGAGUGUGCAAUAAAAGGCAAAUAUGGAAUAUAUACUAAGGUUUCCCGGUAUGUCAACUGGAUUAAGGAAAAAACAAAGUUAAUUUAA
Cricetulus griseus (Chinese hamster) is the source of this 1374-nucleotide messenger RNA. The record is from RefSeq and is a predicted model, not a curated record. Lineage: Eukaryota; Metazoa; Chordata; Mammalia; Rodentia; Cricetidae.